GGGGGACGCGGAGCCGGAAGCGCAGCGCUGCGGGGCUCGAGAUGGGAUGCGAUGGCGGCACUAUCCCCAAGCGACACGAGCUGGUCAAGGGGCCCCGCAAAGUCGAGAAGGUUGACAAAAAUGCUGAGUUGGUGGCAAGAUGGUACUACUGUGCUUUGAGUCAAGAGAAAUUACGUCGACCAAUUGUAGCCUGUGAGCUAGGCAGGUUGUAUAAUAAAGAUGCUAUCAUUGAAUAUUUGUUGGACAAGUCAGCAGAUAAAACUCCUAUGGAAGCUGCAUCCCAUAUCAAGAGCAUUAAGAAUGUAACAGAACUCAACCUUGCAGAUAAUCCAGCUUGGAGUGGUGACAAAGAGAGCAUAAAAGGUGACAAAUAUGACGACAUCCAGUCUGCACGCUUUAUAUGCCCCGUGGUGGGAUUGGAAAUGAAUGGAAGACAUAGGUUUUGCUUCUUGAGAAACUGUGGCUGUGUGUUCUCUGAACGUGCUCUCAAAGAAAUUAAAUCAGAAGUUUGUCACAAGUGUGGUGUUCCCUUUCAAGAGGAAGAUGUGAUCAUCCUUAACGGUAAUAAAGAAGAUGUGGAAGUAUUGAAGAAAAGAAUGGAAGAGAGAAGACUUAAAAGUAAAUUAGAAAAGAAAUCAAAGAAGUGUAAGUCAGCAGAAUCAGCCUCUCAGCCAGAUACCGCUGCAGAUUCUCCAGGUCCAUCAAAGCCAAAGGAUGGAAAGGAUUCUAUCAAUUCCAGUUCUGGGGAAAAGAGGCAGAUUAUCUUCACCAAAAGUUCAGAUAAUGGAAAUGCAUCUGUACCAGGAAAAGUCAAUAAGGCGGCUUCUACUACUACGAAGAGAUCCAUUGCAGACAGCGAGGAGAAAUCUGAGGCAUACAAAUCUAUUUUUACAUCACACAGCUCAGCAAAACGUUCAAAGGAAGAGUGUUCCAAUUGGAUUACUCACACAGCAUACUAUUUCUGAAACAAUGAGGAGCCUGAUUGUAAAAUUCAUUACUGCUUUCCUUCCCUAAGGCUUUUUCUGUAUGACUUUGAUACAGAACUUUUGUUGUAAUCUGAUGUUAUCUGGUAUUAUUCAGUUUGUAAGUUGUUUAUAAACUUGUGACAUGCAACUUGGGUUAAAUAAGAAAUAGAUCACCAGAAUCCGUGUUGUAUCAGCAGACCGCAUUCUAAAAUGAUGGAUUAUUCGCCCAAAAAUUUUUCUUUUCUUCUCCCAGUUGGAUGCUGUCAUUCUUAGUGACACUGGCCAGUGUCCUCAGUAGACGGAGCGAAGGUAGAAGGAUCUGCCAACUGUCCUCUUCUACUGAUAUUUGCCACAACUGUCAUUACAGUUUUCAAUGUAUUAGUACAGAAAUUGAAACUUUUUUAAACUUCCUGACAGUAAAAAGAGCAAUAAUGCUUUUCUUUUCUACUAGCUGGCUCCACCCUCAGUAGAACUAGGUUCUGUAGGUGUUUUUGAGUAAUUUACCUUUUGAUAGAAUAUAUGAAAGCAUAAUCUUGAAAAUGUUUGUACAGCAUUCUUACUGUUGUAGCCUAUUUUUUAAUAACAGGGUAUUCACUUGUAAAUCAUUACCUAUAAAGAUGAGCCUGUAAUAGUAAGGCUGGUUUUUUUUCCAAAAAGGUUUGGGGGGUCUUCUUUGGGGGUGGUGUUUAAGUUAGAAAUAUCAGGUCUGAGCUUUUGGUUUUUUUGUCAGAGGAUCAGAAUCCAAUGGAACAAAAGUACGAGUUUCCUUUUCUGCUGAAAAAGUGAGGUUCUGUGUACAUCUCUGAGGAGCACUUUGAAUUCAGCAGCUUACAUGAAAAUACGAGCCUUUGCUCCAGUGGUGACUGGAUAGGAGCAGGCAGAUCUUAACUGGCUUUUUAGGGAGAAACACCUGGGCACCAGUGUCUUCUGAGUCAAACCCAUUGGUGGCUGAUGGGGGGAACCCUUUUCGGUGUCUGAGUUGGCUUCUGAGAACCUUCCUCUUUCACCCUGCAGGCAACUCAAUGUGCUGUUGUCCCAGCAUCUGCAGUAUACGUUGCUUUAUCUUCUGACAUACCAUUCUUAACAGCAAGCAGCUAUCUGACUGUUAAUUGCUUGUUAUAGAAAGAGGCUAAACAUAGUAUGUCACUCAGAUUUGCUUUUGUAUUUCUGUUUUUUAUCCCUGUGCCACUGAUUUAAAUAAAACUUGCUGUUGUCAUACGAUCAUAACACUUCAUGUUCAGUUGCCCAGAUACACGAGGGCUUAUUCUGUCAGUGCUGGAACAGAAUGACUUUUUACGGGCUUUCCUUUGGACCUUUUGUUCUUAGCUUUUUUCCAAGCACAAGAAUCUUUUUUAAAUGUUAAUGUUCCAUAGCAGUGAUUUAGUGGCUGAAUAUUUGAAUCCAAUAAUAUCUAUGUGAAAAGACCAGAGGGAGGGAUGGAAGCUUUUCACCUUCCCUUCUUCCUUUUUUAAAGUUAAAAUAUGCUUUUAUAAUCUUGGCACAAACUAAACAGAAUAGAAAUGCAGAAAGUAGGAGGCUUUUAAAACUACUGCAUGAUGUUACAUUGUUACCUUUGUGUGUGAAAAUGGUUAAUUAUCCUCAUAAUUUAUUUUUAAAAGUGUCCCCGUUUAUAAUUGGCAAUAGUUAAUUGGAGAUUCAGAUGGUGUGUUUAUAUUUGCGUAGGUGGUCUCCAUGAUUCAAGUAUGUUGAAUGAAACUGCUAGGAUUUUAUUAUUAUUUUUAUAGGUAUAAUUAAAAAUUGGCUUGUUGUGGAAUUUA
This is a messenger RNA of Calidris pugnax (ruff), 2743 nucleotides long. It is a transcript of the gene RTF2, whose product is annotated as replication termination factor 2 domain containing 1. Gene Ontology annotation, biological process: site-specific DNA replication termination at RTS1 barrier; mitotic DNA replication termination. The record is from RefSeq and is a predicted model, not a curated record. Gene Ontology annotation, cellular component: nucleus. The transcript is spliced from 9 exons. Lineage: Eukaryota; Metazoa; Chordata; Aves; Charadriiformes; Scolopacidae. The coding region runs from base 42 to 965 and encodes 307 amino acids.